Molecule: messenger RNA, 1558 nt
Organism: Vitis riparia (riverbank grape)
Lineage: Eukaryota; Viridiplantae; Streptophyta; Magnoliopsida; Vitales; Vitaceae
Product: plant UBX domain-containing protein 4-like
Exons: 4
Coding region: 71-1348 (425 amino acids)
Biological process (GO): membrane fusion; nuclear membrane reassembly; proteasome-mediated ubiquitin-dependent protein catabolic process
Cellular component (GO): cytosol; nucleus
Molecular function (GO): ubiquitin binding
Source: RefSeq, a predicted model, not a curated record
UAAGUAGCGAGUCCGAACAUCCUCAAGCAGCCGAGCUCCGAGAAGUCACCAGGAGUAUCAAGUAUACAGAAUGGACGACGGAGCAAAAGAAGCGAAGGAGAAGGAAAGCCAGUUGAUCGACGCCUUUUUGGAGAUCUCGUCAUCAUCGAGAUCAGUGGCCGUCUUCUUCUUGGAGAGCCACAAUUGGGACCUCGAUGCAGCCCUCUCCGCCUUCUUAGACAACGACUCCGCCCACCGUAGCCCCUCUCCUGCUCCCGCUCCCGCUCCCGCUCCCGCUCAUUCUCCCUCUCCCUCUCACUCUCCUCCUGCUUCUGCUUCUGCUUCUCCGUCUCAGUCGCAAUCUCAGUCGGAGGAUCAGUCGUCGCCGUCGCGCUCCCGCUCGCCGUCCCCGGGACCGACUAGGCCUCGGGAUCCGUACCAGCUCCGAUCUAGGAAGGCCAUGGCUUCUUCUGCUUCCGGCAGGAAGGUUCCGCCGAGGGGUCGUGGUGGUAUUCGAACGCUUUCUGAUCUGAAUCGGACGGCUGGAGAUGGCUCCGAUAGCGAUUCUGAUGGACAGGAGUAUUACACUGGUGGCGAGAAGAGUGGAAUGCUUGUCCAAGAUCCUUCCAGUGCCAAUGAUGUGGAUGCCAUUUUCAAUCAAGCAGGACAGGCUGGAGCUGUGCAAAGGCCCAUUGAUCAUCUUCCCCCAUCUUCAAGCUCAAGAAGCUUCACUGGAAUGGGGAGGUUACUCUCAGGAGAGACUGUGUCUUCCACUCCUCAGCCUCCUGCAUCUAUCACUCACAACAUCAUUUUUUGGAGUAAUGGAUUCACUGUGGAUGAUGGUCCUCUGCGAAGAUUGGAUGAUCCUGAAAACGCAUCCUUCUUAGAGAGCAUCAAGAAGUCCGAAUGGCCUGAAGAGUUUGAACCAGCAGAUAGGAGGACUGCAGUCAAUGUUAAUCUUGUGAGGAAGAAUGAAAAGUUCAUUGAACCAGAGAAGCCACACCCUCCAUUCCAGGGUGUAGGAAGAACUUUAGGCUGCAGCAGCAGCAACCCAGCAGGCCCUGACCCAACUGUUCCUGCCACUCCCUUUAACACUGCUCCAGCUCCAUCGAUGGGUCUAGUUGUAGAUGAGACAUUACCAUUAACCUCAAUUCAGCUGAGGUUGGCAGACGGUACACGAAUGAUUUCACGUUUCAACUAUCACCAUACAGUCAGAGACAUCCGUAACUUCAUUGAUGCAUCAAGAUCCAGUGGGCCAAGAGAUUAUCAACUGCAAACAGUGGGGUUCCCUCCCAAGCAACUUACUGAUCUGGACCAGACGAUAGAGCAGGCUGGCUUAGCCAGUUCAGUUGUUAUCCAGAAAUUCUAGCAGGUUGCAUAAGGUUUUAUAAUUUCCUCGAGUAGGCCAAAUGCAAUAUCACUUGUUUGCUGGAUGGGAUUCAUAUGAUACCCAAUAACUCCUCUUCAUCAACUCCAUAGUAUUUUGGGAGUAAAUUUCAUUCUUGAAGCAAGAGAUCAUCCAUGUUAAUAAAAAAACAAAAAAAAAACACACAAUAAAUCUGAUGUGCAUUCGGUUUAA